UUCAUUUUAAAUAGGUGUUGAGUUGGAUGCCAUACCACUUUCAGUACACGUGAGAUGUGUGUUGUUGAACGGGUACAGUUCAGUGACUUGUUGCUGAUAUUGAGAAAGUGUUUUGCUCGUUGUAAAGUUGUAUUUUCUUGAAUUUUUGAGUUACGGAUUUGUCAUUUAGAAAUGGCCGAAGCAUCUCUAACUGCCAGUAUCUUCUCUGAAUUCAACGAGUACCUCACGAAUGAUCAGGACGUUAGGGAAGAGAUUCGCGUUGCGGUGCGUGCGAUGGAGCAGACGGCCAGAGAAGUCAUGACCACGCUGGAGGGCAUACACCAGUCGGCAGGACUCAAAGAGGCCCCUGCCCUGUGUCAAAAGGCAAGAAAGUUACUGGAGACAACGCGGAGCCAAUUUGCUGAACUCCAGAAGAAAGUGCCAGCUGAUCAGUAUUACAGAUUUCACGAUCACUGGCGCUUUGUCAGUCAGCGCCUGUCCUUCCUGGCAGCUCUCAUUGUGUACCUGGAGGCAGAGAGGCUGGUUACCAGGGAAGAGGUGGCACACUUAAUGGGAGUUUCAGUGAGGAAAGAGGAUGGUUUUCAUCUGGAUCUUGAAGACUUUCUGCAAGGCUUACUUCAGUUAGCCAGUGAACUGUCCCGACUUGCCAUCAACAGUGUGACCGCGGGUGAGUACGACCGACCCGUCCGCAUCUCCAACUUCAUCCAGGAGCUGAACACUGGUUUCCGUCUCCUCAACCUCAAGAACGACUCGCUGAGGAAGCGUUUCGAUGGACUGAAGUAUGACAUCAAGAAAGUGGAGGAGGUUGUGUACGAUAUCUCCAUCAGGGGCUUGAAGCCUGCGUCUGCCGGAGGGGGCGAGGGGGGUGAUGAACCUCCAACGUCGUCAACUGGAGCUGAAUGAGCCGCUGAGUCGUUUUCAUCCUGAAAUCCAGAGGCCAAUGAGGUGUAUGAUCACCAAGUCGUUGGCAGACAGCUAUAGACAGUGACUUUUAUAGCCAGAAACCUUUUUUUUUUUCUUUCUGAAAUUAAUCAACUUUUUGAGAUUUGAAAAUUGGAAGGGGGAAUGGACAUCGAAUGGACAAGUGCAGGGGGCGCUGUUCAAGGUAGAUGAAGCUGGACACCAUACGCUGUGCAUUAUGACCAUUUGAUUGAGCAGGGGGGUUCACAAGCCCAAACACCCUGUCUAGCAACCCCCAUUGUUUUCCAUUACUUGUCCAAUAUUUUACCACAUCUGGCAAUGCCAUUCAGUGCAAAGCACUAUUUCUCAUUUAAUCACCACACAAGAGAGCAAAUUUUGUAAAUGUAAUUUUGUCCUGUUUUGGAAGUGAACCAAAAUGCUGUUUUUGAGUAAAGAAAAAAAAAGUGGACAUGAUGCAUGCUAGAAUAUGGUGCAUGCUAGACUAUGGUGCAUGCGCAGUCCUACAACUGUGUAAACUGAGAGGUUUUAGUUUUUAAGAAGAAACAAAAGAAAGUGCCUUUUGAUUCAGUUUCAAAAGUGAUAAUGUCUUUGUCAAAUGAUUCAAAGCACAUAUGGUAUUCCGUGUGAUAUUUCUUUCGAGUUAUAUAUAGUACAUUGUAUUAUUUCCAAAGAAAAGCUACCAAAAUAUGUCUCUGUUGCACAAGUUUCAUUUGUUUCGUGACCAAAUGGAGGGAUUUUGUUAUGUCUAGUUGCAAGUUCCCGCAAAUGUUCUCCUCAUCAAAGGAGAAAACUGUGUGAUUGAUGGUGUGUAUCGAUGCACCAGUUUUCAGUUUUUUACAAAGUGUUUGAACAUGCCAGAUAUUACCAGGAUGGUAAAAACAGAUUCUUUUUUAAUAAACAUCGAUUUUUUACAUUGUAAUAUUUCUUAUGCCUGUCUGUUGAUUUGUAUCUUU
Molecule: messenger RNA, 1874 nt
Organism: Patiria miniata (bat star)
Lineage: Eukaryota; Metazoa; Echinodermata; Asteroidea; Valvatida; Asterinidae
Product: translin-like
Exons: 6
Coding region: 172-903 (243 amino acids)
Biological process (GO): RNA metabolic process
Cellular component (GO): nucleus; cytoplasm
Molecular function (GO): sequence-specific DNA binding; RNA binding; single-stranded DNA binding
Source: RefSeq, a predicted model, not a curated record